Molecule: messenger RNA, 5402 nt
Organism: Coregonus clupeaformis (lake whitefish)
Lineage: Eukaryota; Metazoa; Chordata; Actinopteri; Salmoniformes; Salmonidae
Product: transcription factor SOX-6
Exons: 16
Coding region: 540-2801 (753 amino acids)
Biological process (GO): regulation of transcription by RNA polymerase II; positive regulation of chondrocyte differentiation; central nervous system development
Cellular component (GO): nucleus
Molecular function (GO): DNA-binding transcription factor activity, RNA polymerase II-specific; RNA polymerase II cis-regulatory region sequence-specific DNA binding
Source: RefSeq, a predicted model, not a curated record
AGCUUGAAGAUAGCUGCCUGGUGGUAUUGUAGGCUAUUGUAAUUGGAGGUAGUUUCAUGUUCGGCCACAUAGUGGUAGCCGGUUACUAUUCAUCGAAACGACGUGCGAUUUUCUGGCCACCGGGACACCACCUCAAGUGUAAAUGCCGAGCCUUUAGGAGUUUGUCCACUGUGCGCUCGCGAGUCCGGUUUGCUUCGGCGGCAUGUCCAAAUCAGAAUGAAUUUUAUUCAGUUCUAAUCAACUGGAAAAUGGGAAUAUUGUCGACGCUGCGGAGUAGGGGAUGUCUUUCUCACAAGUUUACUCUCUCUCGGGUCACGGAAACUGACCUUAAAAGAAUGCGUGGUGAGUCAUAAAUUAAAAUAGACGUAACCCUUCGUUCUAAAACUGAUCCAUUGGGAGACAAUACCGAAGAAACAAGACAUUGGUCCCAGCGAGAACACGGUGCGAGGAAAGGAAAAGUUAUUGAAGUGACGUUCAUGAAUCCAAAACUGCCCCACAAGUGAGCUGAGGGUGUUGGGGUUGAAGUCUCUCUACUGCUAAUGAUGUCUUCUAAACGAGCCACACCUCCGUUUCCCCCGGCGACAGAGGAAGACGAAGCGAUGGGUCAGGACAGUGUGGGCGGGGCCAAUGAGGAAAGAGAAAGCCAUGACAAGCCAGUCAUGCCCCCUCUGCACGGCAAAGCCCUCCCAGAGGAGCACCAGCCAAUAAGAGACAGCCAGCCUGAGUCGGACUGGGAGAGUAUAGGCCCUACUCAGACAGACAAUGCUAGUAGCAAGGGCUGUUCCUUGAACUCCUACCGGAAUGACACUACAUCUCCACCAAAGCCUGAGGAGUGUUCCCAGGAGUGCGGUGAGCUGCUAGGCGGAUCCGCCUUCAGAACACCGGAGCGCCGCAAAGGAAGCCUGGCCGACGUGGUGGACACACUGAAACAGAAGAAACUGGUAGAGCUGACAAAGACAGAACAGGAUGAGUCUACCUGUGUGGAGACACUUCUGUCCAAGGACUGGAAAGACAGGAUGGACAGACUGAAUGCCAGCGAGUUCCUAGGAGAGGUCAAAGGUACCCCGGAGAGUUUGGAAGAGAAGGAGCGGCAGCUUUCCACCAUGAUCGGCCAGCUCAUCAGCCUGCGGGAGCAGCUCCUGGCGGCCCACGACGAGCAGAAGAAGAUGGCCGUCUCACAGAUGGAGAAGCAGAGGCAGCAAAUGGAGCUGGCCCGUCAGCAGCAGGACCAGAUUACGAGGCAGCAGCAGCAGCUUCUGCAGCAGCAGCACAAGAUCAAUGUUCUCCAGCAGCAGAUACAGGUGCAGGGUCACAUGCCUCCUCUGAUGAUCCCAGUGUUUCCUCACGACCAGCGAUCUCUGGCUGCCGCCGCCGCCACACAGCAGGGCUUCCUCUUCCCACCGAACAUGUCCUACAAGCCAGGUGAUAACUACCCCAUGCAGUUCAUUCCAUCCACAAUGGCAGCUGCAGCCGCUUCAGGACUGAGCCCACUACAUCUACAGCAGCUGUACGCCGCCCAGCUGGCCAGCAUGCAGAUCUCACCCGGAGCCAAAAUGGGCUCCCUGCUGCAGCCUCCCAACUCCUCAGGCCCCCUCUCGCCCUCUGCCUUGAAGAGUAAGAAGAGAGCAUUGAGUCCUGUCACUCACAUUAAGGAGGAAGGAUCGACGCAGCCCCUGAAUCUCUCAGCCCGACCCAAGACUAGCGAGCCCCACCACUCCCCAUCCUCGCCGUCACACAGCCUGUACCCUGGCAACAAGAGCAGGCCCAUCAGCCUGGGGAAGGGGCGCAUCCCCAGCCCCCUCUCCAACAUGGGCAGGGGCUCACUGGACAUCCUGUCCAGCCUGAACUCCACAGCACUGUUUGGGGACCAGGAUGCAGUGAUGAACGCCAUCCAGGAGGCGAGGAACAUGAGGGAGCAGAUUCAGAGAGAACAGCUUCAUCACCAGCAGCACAGCCUGGAAGCCAAGCUCACGGCCCUGAGCGGCAUUAGCUUCAGCAAUGGCAGCAAGGAGCGGAUGCACUUUGAGAGUUUGAGUCAGCACCUGGGAGAGGAUGGAAAGAUGGGCCACAGGGUCAUUGACCUUACCAGACCUGAGGAUGUUCAUGGUGUCGCCAGCACUACGGAGGCCCGGGUCUUCAGGGAGACCAGGGGCAGGAACAGUACUGAGCCCCACAUUAAGAGGCCCAUGAAUGCCUUCAUGGUGUGGGCCAAGGACGAGAGGAGGAAGAUCCUGCAGACCUUCCCCGACAUGCACAAUUCCAAUAUCAGCAAAAUCCUGGGCUCUCGCUGGAAGUCCAUGACCAACCAGGAGAAGCAGCCAUACUACGAGGAACAGGCCCAUCUCAGUAAGAUCCACUUGGAGAAGUACCCCAACUACAAGUACAAGCCCCGGCCCAAGAGGACCUGCAUCAUCGACGGCAAGAAGCUGCGCAUUGGCGAGUACAAGCAGAUGAUGCGCUCGCGGCGCCAGGAGAUGAGGCAGUUCUUCAGUGUGGGGCCACAGCCUCAGAUCCCCAUCAGCAACAGUGCAGGCGGCCUCUACCCGGCUGCCAUCACUAUAGCGACAGCCACGCCCUCACCGCACCUGACGUCGGACUGCUCCAGCGCCUCGGCCAGCCCCGAGCCCACCAUCCCCGUCAUCCAGAGCACGUUCGGCGUGGUCAAGCCCAAGCCAGUCGCAAUGGUGACCGGCGACCACCCGGUCAACGGAGAGGAUGAGAUAGACAUGUAUGAAGACUUUGAGGAUAAAUCGGACUACAGCAGUGAGCAUGAGACACAUGAGCCUGUCAGUGCCAACUGAGCACGCUCAGAAGAACUUCUUAUCUUUUUGAACUUUUUUAAGCUGAGCAUGUUCUCAAAGCAGCUCCGUCCGGGAUAUGAUGCACCACAGACUGAGCAUUCUCAGAUUGACUCUCGACAGGACGUGACAUAAACUGAACAUGCUCAGAUCUCACAGACCGCCCAUGUUACUCAAAAUACUUUUUUGGACGAGAACGCUUCUUGGUCUCGGAACAAUCCCGUACAAAGUGAUUGGGCAAAGACAACCUCUAGACAACCUCCAGACAAUCUAACAGAUAGACAGUGAACAUACUCACACAACAAUUACAGUGCAACACAGACAAGAGCAAGUAAGAGUCAGUAAAAGGGCGAUGAGAAGAAAAUGAGAUGAGAAGUUAGAACAAAGCGAUAACAGACACAUUUCUGUGUGUCUUUUUUUAUAGGAGCGUGCAUGGAUUUGACAAAAACAUCAGGAAUUGGUCUUCAACAACUGUCAGUCUUAAAUGUUUAUUUUAAGUGUGAUGAAGUUUUUAUGAUCCUUUACCUUUUUUUGUGGGGUUUUUGAUUUUCAUGGACAUUUUCCUGAUAGGUUACUGCCUGUAAAACCUUGGAUUGUCAGGACUUGAAAAUGUGAAAGUUAAUAUAAAUCCUUAGCUAUUGUAGUUUGACAUUAUUAUUUCUUAUGAGUACAGUACAUCUACACCUUUCUCAACAAAUGCUUACAAUAUGUUACAUUACUGUUUAUGAUGGGGUUUUAUAUCCUUGCUCAGGUAUGCUGUGCCAGCUUGUGAAUGUGGUUUUGAUUUCAUGAGAGAGUGGUAGGACUUUUCAGACUGACAAUGAAACGGGGGGAAAAAUCCCUUUUAUUAUUAUUAAUAUUAUUAUUAUUUUCUGAGAUAUUGUACAGUUUUUCUUGAAAUGUGCCAAACCUACAUUCACAUCCCUCUGAAAUAUUCUAGUCUUAAUUUUGAUGCUGCAAAAAGUCUUAUACAAUCACUUUUUAUUGCUGAUGUGUCCAUAUUAGGAGAAAUCACCCACCCCCCCAGCACUCAUCGUCAGUCGCAAUGUCUCAGGAGUCUGAUACUGUCAUCUCUGGCACCCCCUCUGGCAAUGACACAGACCUGUAGAGAGUAUCAAUCUGUGGAUGUUUAGCCCCAAGUGUUUUCACCUCCCUUUUCUUAGCCCACAUCUUAUACAGGAUGUUAAAGGGGUUCAGGAAUUUACAACUAAAGUUUGUAUUGGCUGUUUAGAGAAAACCAAACCAUGUAUUACAGUUUUUCCUGGCCAAUAGACUAUAUUCAUGGUGAGGAACCAUCUAACAUCAAGUUGUAAAAUCCUGAACUUCCACUUUAAUUCACCCAUAAUGCAUAGGGGCCAAAAAGGAUCAAACAAGUUAUUUUGGUACACUGUUACAGUACACUGACGUUCAGCUGGAGUGGCUUUUAGGUUUGCAAUAUUUUUUCCUGGCUCAAGUUUGGUGUAGAGUUUGUGAAUAUAACAUGUGUUAUACAGACUCAGCAAAUUUUGUUAACGACACAGUACAUCUUAAUAGGCACAAUAAGUCUUAAAGUUAGACUCUUAGUUCUAUGGUCAUUCCGAAUUACAGGAAAACGCAGAGGAGCGGUCCAGACAGUAAUUUCUAUGGUAGGGACACCAUAUAUUUAUGGGUUUAAAAUGUAGAUUUUCUUUACUAUAUUAUACCGAGGUACAGAAGAUCAGAUUUGUUUCUGUGAAUUGAUCAGUUUACAAUUAUGUUGCCGUCAGAGGUGGUUUUCAAAAUACAAAUCAAUGUUUUGUUUUUGUAAAAUUGGUACGUUGGCAAAAACACAUGGGUCAAUAUAACGUCUAGCAUUUCAAAAGGUACACUUUUUUCUGCAGUGCAUGUAUAUUUUGAAACGGAUAUUUCAAGUAAAUUAAAACAUACCCAUAAAAGUCCUAUUUUCAUAUGCCCAUCUCCACUUUGCAAAUAUGUCUACUUUUACAAGCUCUAUUUUAGGGUUUGUGUUACUCUGUUUGCUGGUUGUUUUGUAUGUGAUUUGUAACUCUUUAUGACCAUGUCGAACGAUAUUUUGCAGGUUGGUAGAAAAAAACGUUUUUGUUUGGACUGAAGUUUGAUUUAGCUUGCAUUACAAAAAAAAGGAGAGUUAUACUGUUUGCCUCAUGCAUAGACAUUGUUUCGAGUGUUAUAAGCAUCACAAGCACUGGAUAUUAAUGUUCUUUUUUCAGUACUGCCUAAUGUGAAGUUGUUGUUAGAAAAAAAAACGACAAUGACAAAAUUCGGACAAACAAAAAGUCGCCUGUUUGGACUUGGGAGGAAAACCUCACAUCUGCCAGAUUUGAGUAAAUGUCCAGUUUAGUAGCAUUAUUAUUUAUGCAGAAAUCAUUGUUUUAGCUCCAGUGCUGCAUGAGGUGCUCUGCCCUUUGACACAAGUCAAAUGUCACUCAGACCACCAGUCAAUUUCAACCUACAGAAGCAGACGUCAUUUUUCCUGUAUUUGAAAUUCAAUUGUGCAUUUUAACAUUUAAUUGUAUUUAUUAGCUGGUGUUGGCUCUAAAAGUGUCAGUACAACUUGGUGAGAAAGACAAUCAGAAAAAAAUAAAGACAGAUUUCCUUACAAAAUCA